Messenger RNA from Syzygium oleosum, 657 nucleotides. Its product is annotated as secreted RxLR effector protein 161-like. The record is from RefSeq and is a predicted model, not a curated record. Lineage: Eukaryota; Viridiplantae; Streptophyta; Magnoliopsida; Myrtales; Myrtaceae. The coding region runs from base 1 to 657 and encodes 218 amino acids. The transcript has a single exon.
AUGAAGAAUUGUAAUCCUUCUAGCACACCAACUGAGGCGGGUUUGAAGUUAGUGAAAGAUUCUGAAGGAAAGAGAGUUGACAGCACUAUGUAUAAGCAAAUUGUGGGAAGUUUAAUGUAUUUGACCGCAACAAGGCCAGAUAUAAUGUAUUCUGUAAGUCUUAUAAGCAGAUACAUGAAGAAUCCUACUAAGAUGCAUCUCUUUGCUGCCAAGAGAAUUUUUCGAUACUUGCAAGGUACGACUGGUUUUGGACUACUCUACAAGAAGGGAGAAAACUCAAGCUUGAUGGGCUUCACUGAUAGUGAUUAUGCUGGAGAUCAAGAUGAUAAAAAGAGCACUUCCGGAUAUGUAUUUAUGUUGGGUUCCGGAUAUGUAUUUAUGUUGGGUUCGGGAGUUAUUUCAUGGUCAUCAAAGAAGCAGCCGAUUGUCACUUUAUCAACCAUUGAAGCUGAAUUUAUUGCCGCAACUUCAUGUGCUUGUCAAGCUAUUUGGUUGAGGAAAAUUCUUGAAGAACUUCAUUUCAAGAGUCAAGGACCUACUGCAAUUUAUUGUGACAAUAGUUUAGCAAUAAAGCUCUCCAAAAAUCCUGUUUUACAUGGAAGAAGCAAACAUAUAGAUGUGAAGUUUCACUUUUUAAGGGAUCUCACAAAGGAAUGA